Misgurnus anguillicaudatus (oriental weatherfish) is the source of this 1351-nucleotide messenger RNA. Lineage: Eukaryota; Metazoa; Chordata; Actinopteri; Cypriniformes; Cobitidae. The record is from RefSeq and is a predicted model, not a curated record.
ACAUUUUUCACCUAAAGUGAAAUUUUAAGUUGAAAAACGUAAAAAAAUUUAGGUGUUACCAAUUGAAGUAAUUUUUUAAGUUGAUCCAACUAUUUUACAGUGUUAUAUCCACAUGACUGUUAAAUUUGAUUAAUAUGGCUUUAACAUUCAGCAGUGGUUUGGGUGUCGAGUGUUAAGAUGGAUGCAACAAACUUUGGCAUAAUAAUUUUUUCAAUCUCAUUACUUCCUGUUUCAUUUACCUUCUGACUUCCUUGCAGUAUAUUUACACGCAGAGUUUUCUGUACGUUUGAAAAAUGGCAGCAAUCUAUGACAAUUCUGCUUUUAUAUGUUCAUACCAGCAGCGCUCUCAUCUAACAGAUAAGGACUCUGAUGAAAGAUCUGUUAAAUGGAUUAAAGUUCUUCUGAUAGUUGUUGGUGUUUUUCUUGUUUUUGCUCUGGGUGUCAUCUGUGUUCUCAGUUUACUCUAUGUUGGUAAAUUCAGCCUGUGUGACUCUCAGCAACACAACGAUACAAAACCACCAACAGAUCCAGAGCAGAAUUUCAGUGCUUCAUCUUGUAAGCUUUGUGAAGAGGGCUGGAAAUCAUACGGUGGAAAGUGUUAUUUCUUCUCUUCUGAAAAGAUGACAUGGUUUGAGGCUCGUGAUUCAUGUACUGCAUCAAAAGCUCAUCUGGUCACCAUCAACAGCAAAGCUGUACAAGAUUUCUUGGUGUCUAAAAUUAAUGAAACUCACUGGAUCGGUCUUAAUGAUCUGGAGACUGAAGGUCGAUGGGUUUGGGUGAAUAACAAAACUCUUGAAGAGACCGGAGUAGAGUUCUGGUACAAGAGGGAAUUUGGGACAAGUGAACCUGAUAACUGGAAGGUGAUGGAUCCAUCCGGAGAAAACUGUGCCAGUCUGGGUGACAGAAACGGCAAUCUACACACUUGGUUUGAUGGUUCUUGCAAAGAGCCAAAGAGGUUUAUCUGUGAAAAGAAAUACUAAUUUACAUCCAUACAUGAUAAAAAAAGAGGUCUGUUUUAUCUUCAUUAUACAAACAUCAUGCAGAUACAAUAUUAAAAGACUGCAAUGCUUUUACCUUAAUAACAUAAAGACCAAAGACGCAGAUCAAUGCAUGUGUUAAAUUUUGUAUGUUCUCGGUUCAAUUGUGAGUAAAAUCUUAAACAUGUCAUGGUCCUGUCAUCCUUGUAAGUGAUUUCUCUAGUUAUCUGUGACAACGAGAUCUUCAGAUCCUGACUUUCAGUGACUGAUUUCACACAACCACCAUGUGGAAAUCGAAAGCAAAGGUCCGGUGGGAAGAAACCCGGAAGUAAAGGCAAACAACAAUUUAGACUACCAUCCUCAAGUUACUAACA